Messenger RNA from Orbilia oligospora ATCC 24927, 1656 nucleotides. RefSeq lists its product as uncharacterized. Gene Ontology annotation, biological process: glucose 6-phosphate metabolic process; gluconeogenesis; glycolytic process. Gene Ontology annotation, molecular function: monosaccharide binding; glucose-6-phosphate isomerase activity; carbohydrate derivative binding. Gene Ontology annotation, cellular component: cytosol. The record is from RefSeq and is a predicted model, not a curated record. The coding region runs from base 1 to 1656 and encodes 551 amino acids. NCBI's taxonomy places the organism in Eukaryota, Fungi, Ascomycota, Orbiliomycetes, Orbiliales, Orbiliaceae. The transcript is spliced from 6 exons.
AUGUCUUUCGCUCAAGCAUCAGACCUACCCGCCUGGAAGGCCCUACAGGAGCACCACGCUGCUUCUGGGAAACUAUUGAUUCUCAAAGAUCUUUUUGCCAAAGAUCCCCAGCGUUUUUCCAAAUUCUCUCGCACAUUCAAGAACACGGCUGACGGAAAUGCCAUUCUUUUUGACUUCUCCAAGAACUUUGUCACCGAUGAGACUCUUGGCUUGUUAGCAGAUCUCGCUCGAGAGGCUGGGGUUGAAAAACUCCGAGACGCAAUGUUUGCGGGAGACAAGAUUAACUUCACAGAAAAAAGAGCCGUUUAUCACGUUGCCCUCCGAAAUGUUUCGAACAAGCCGAUGCAGGUCGACGGCAAGAGUGUUGUAGAAGAUACGAGGGACGUACUUGAGCACAUGAAGGAGUUUUCGGAGCAGGUACGAAGUGGGUCUUGGACUGGCUACACGGGCAAAAAGAUAAAAAGUGUGGUAAAUAUUGGCAUCGGUGGAUCCGAUCUUGGGCCUGUGAUGGUCACCGAGGCUUUGAAGCCAUACGCUAGUAGGGACAUAACUCUUCACUUCGUCAGCAAUAUAGACGGCACCCACGUUGUUGAAGCGCUUAACCAGUGUGAUCCGGAGACAACCAUUUUCCUUAUUGCAUCCAAGACGUUUACCACAGCUGAGACCAUCACUAAUGCGAACACUGCAAAGGCCUGGUUUUUGGAAUCUGCCCCAGAAAGUGCUAUUGUUAAACACUUCGUAGCCUUAUCAACCAAUGCCGAGGAGGUCGCAAACUUUGGUAUUGAUACCAAAAACAUGUUCGGUUUUGAAUCUUGGGUUGGCGGACGAUACAGCGUCUGGUCUGCUAUCGGGUUAUCGGUUGCUAUAUAUAUUGGGUUCGAUAACUUCAAUGAAUUCCUCGCCGGAGCAAAUGCAAUGGACAGGCAUUUCGUCGAGGCCCCGGUCACAGAAAACAUUCCGAUAAUUGGCGGUCUUUUAAGCGUUUGGUACAGCGACUUUUUCGGCGCACAAACUCAUCUCGUGGCUCCUUUCGACCAAUAUCUCCAUCGAUUCCCUGCCUACUUGCAACAACUUUCUAUGGAAUCCAACGGAAAGGCGAUCACUAGAACUGGCGAGUAUGUCAAAUAUACAACAGGAGCUAUUCUGUUCGGGGAGCCUUGUACCAAUGCCCAGCAUUCAUUCUUCCAAUUGCUUCACCAGGGAACAAAAAUGAUCCCAACUGAUUUCAUAUUGGCUGCCCAAAGCCACAACCCUGUUGAAAGUAACAAACACCAGAGGAUGCUUGCUUCAAAUUUCUUUGCCCAAUCAGAAGCUCUUAUGGUAGGCAAAAUGCCGGAGGAGGUAGCCAAUGAGGGUGCCGCGGAGGACUUGGUACCCCACAAGGUUUUCCUCGGGAACCGCCCAACAACCAGCAUCUUAGCCACGAAGAUCACCCCUGGCGCCUUAGGUGCGCUUAUCGCUUAUUACGAGCACGUCACAUUCACAGAGGGCGCAAUUUGGAACAUCAAUUCCUUCGACCAAUGGGGUGUCGAACUUGGCAAAGUUCUCGCUAAAAAAAUCGGCAAAGAAUUGGAAGAUGAUUCGACAGUUUCUGCCCAUGAUGGAAGUACCAACGGGCUGAUCAAUGAGUUCAAGCGUCUCUCAAAGCUUACAUAG